Molecule: messenger RNA, 2733 nt
Organism: Nerophis lumbriciformis (worm pipefish)
Lineage: Eukaryota; Metazoa; Chordata; Actinopteri; Syngnathiformes; Syngnathidae
Source: RefSeq, a predicted model, not a curated record
AUGAAGUCUCUGGUCCAUGUGUGCUGCGUUCUGGCCCUGCUGGCUCUGUCUCCUACAGUGCCAGGCUCAUCCAUCCCCGAUGAAGACCCACUGUUACCUAUUCGGCUCACGGAGCCUGAGAGGAACCUCUUCUCUUGUGGAUGUGGCACAACAGAAGAUCACCCCAGCCAGAGUUCAUCAAAUGACACUCCAGCCCCAGAGAGGCCCAUAUGUCAACCCUGCACUCCAAUGCCAGCUGCGUCUGAGCAAGAGUCAGCCCCGCUCUUACAACGUGAAGAAGAAGAAUUAGCGGAGAAAGCGCAAACUGAGGCUUCUGCUAUUGAGUUAACAAGCAAUGAAGAGGAACAGGAGGAAUCUGCUCUAUAUAUUGCAGCACAGGAGGAAAACCAAACAGAGGUUACAUCUGUGACAGAAGUGAAUGAGAAUGAAGGAGUUGGUAAGGAUGUAUCUCCUGCAGAAGUGCAUACAGAUGAGGAGGACACAAGUAAAGACGCAAUAGAUGAAUUGCCAAAAGAUGAAGCAACUGUCCCUAACCAUGCAGAUUUUGGAGAGGAGGAGCUGGUUUUGGAAACAGAAGAGGAAACACAUGAAGAAGAUGUGGACAACGAAGGAAUAGAGCUAAAAGAUGUCGAGGAGGAGGAAACAUUGGAAGAAGCUGAAUCAGAGCAAGGGAACGUUCUUGAAAUGAAUGCUGAACCUGAUGAAUUACAAGUGUCUUCUGAAGCUGAAGUAGAGAUAUCAGAACAUGAAUCAGAACAUGAAGCUGAAACAGAAGUUAUUUUAGAUUCUGAAUCAGAACUUGAGGUUGAACCAGAAGUUAUAUUAGCACCUGAAGCAGAAUAUGAAUCUGAAUUAGAUGUGAUGUCAGAACCUGAAGAAGACGUGACAUCGGUUCUGGAAUCGGCAGUUGAAGUUGAAUCAGAAGUGACAACAGAACCUGAAGUGGAAUAUGAAACUGAAUCAGAAGCGACAUCUGAAACGGAACCUGAUUACAAAACGGAGCAAGAAAUGAUAUCAGAACCUGACAUAGAAGCAGAUCAAGCAGAAGUGAUUUCUGAAACUGAAGCAGACUAUGAAGCUGAACCAGAAGUGGUAUUUGAGCCUGUAGAAGAAACACCAGAAGUUUCUGAUAAUGACAUUGAUGUAAAUGCACCAGAGCUUGGACUUGUUUCUGAACCAGAAGCAAUUUCAGAGCCCGAAGAAGAGUCAGAAGUCAUUCAUAAAGUGGAGGUUGUUGAAGAAGUCCCACCAGAGUCUAUUGAAGAAGCAACUGUGGAAGAUCCAGGUGAAGAAACAUCUGAUGAAGUGCCAGAGGUGGAGGACAAUCCUGUGGAAGUAAAAGAAUCUGCACAAACCACAGGAGGAAAAAAUGAAGGUCCAACACUAAGAGACCGAUCCCAUAUUGAGGACACGCUACGACUGGCUGUUAAGGAAUCAUCAACCCAAUUGACUGCUGCAAUGACGAAGCUACUGAACAUCUACCACACAGCGAUCAAGCCAGUAGAGCAAGCCUUCAAAUACAAUGAACUUAGACAACAUGAAGUCACAGAUGGUGAGAUAACUUCUAAGCCCAUGAUUUUGUUCCUGGGACCCUGGAGUGUGGGCAAGUCCUCAAUGAUCAACUAUCUGCUCGGUCUUGAAGACGCCUCACAAGAACUCUACACAGGUGCGGAGCCCACAACCUCUGAAUAUACUGUAAUAAUGCACGGUGAGAAAUUUCGGACCAUAGAGGGCAUUGUUAUGGCAGCUGACAGCUCGCGUUCCUUCUCGCCUUUGGAGAAGUUCGGACAGGGCUUCCUGGAAAGGCUGGUGGGCUAUGAGAUGCCCCACAAGCUGCUGGAGAGGGUCACCAUUGUUGACACUCCUGGCAUCAUUGAGAAUCGGAAACAGCAGGAGAGAGGAUACCCUUACAACGAAGUGUGCCAGUGGUUCAUUGACCGAGCUGAUCUCAUCUUCCUGGUUUUUGAUCCCACCAAACUUGAUGUGGGAGGAGAACUGGAAAUGCUCUUCAGGCAGAUGAAGGGCCGUGAGUCCCAAAUCCGCAUCAUCCUCAACAAAGCUGACAGCCUCACCACUCAGGACCUGAUGAGGGUCUAUGGAGCCCUUUUCUGGAGCAUGGCACCCCUCAUCAAUGCUACAGAACCACCUCGGGUUUACGUGAGUUCUUUCUGGACUCAGGAAUAUGCAGUAGAUACCAGCCGGGAGCUAUUCAUGAAGGAGGAGACAUCUCUGCUGGAAGACUUGAACCAAGUGAUAGAAAACCAGAUUGAAAACAAGAUCGCAUUCAUCCGGCAGCACGGCAUCCGAGUGCGUAUUCACUCCCUCCUUGUCGACCGUUACCUUCAGACCUAUCACGAAAAGCUAGGCUGGUUUAGUGAUCCCUACGAGGUGUUCCAGGACAUUGUCACCGACCCAGAUAAGUACUAUAUCUUCAAGUCCAUUCUGGCCAAGACCAAUGUCAGCAAGUUUGACCUGCCCACCAAGGAAGCCUAUCAGGAUUUCUUUGGCGUGAAUCCAGUCUCCAACUUCCAGCAGCUCUCCUACCACUGCAGCUGGACGGGUGGUUGUAUGCUGGACCGUUUGGAGAAGGCCAUUUCGUACGAGCUCCCGGGUCUACUCAUGAGCGUCAGCAAGGAAACGCCGGCCCCUGCAAAGCAUGCGACUGUGCUCUCCGGCACCUGUGAGGGCCCUGAGUGUGAGGAGAAACCCAAAAAUCGUUGGAGGAAGCAUUGA